Molecule: messenger RNA, 635 nt
Organism: Macroventuria anomochaeta
Lineage: Eukaryota; Fungi; Ascomycota; Dothideomycetes; Pleosporales; Didymellaceae
Exons: 2
Coding region: 1-456 (151 amino acids)
Source: RefSeq, a predicted model, not a curated record
AUGAAUCCACCUGACUUGUCCCAGCAGUUUACCACAACCGUUACCAGCACUGUCAUUGGCGUCUCGACAGUUUUUACCAAAUCCAUCUCAUACAUUACACAGCGCAUUUCCGUAUCGAACGAGCGACAGCAGUGCACGAAAUGCACACCAGUCAACAACACUUAUAAGGAGCCCUCGCUUGACCCAGAUUCAAUUGCGUUCUGGUUUAUUACCAUCGCUGUAGUCGCCUUUUCCCUGGGUUGCUGGUUCUCAACGCUUCUUCAUGACGAAGAGCAACCUGAGUUAGCUGCUCCUCAACGGAAGGGAACAGAAGCUGGUCAGAAGACUAAUGUCAUGACCGGGGCUCGAAGUGAAUAUGAUCGGACAUCCAGUGCUAUACCGUUCCUAAGGCAAUACAACAAGACACUGAAAGCCUCAAGAAAUGUUGCGGUAUCGGUUGGUCCGUACAAGGUCUGACUGUGCCCCUGACAGACUACCCUAGUCUAGUGUGUGACAGGUCACUGGUCUGAGGUCAGGUAUAUAGUCGUCAUCUCCCAGCUGGGUAGCAAUUCAGCGCAAUAUUCCAUCGAUCCGAUAGUACUACGUUAUCGUUUACCGUAGCUAUCAGUGUACUACAGCGGACCACGCCGCUACAA